Messenger RNA from Symsagittifera roscoffensis, 1274 nucleotides. RefSeq names its product N-acylneuraminate-9-phosphatase-like. Bases 11 to 916 code for a protein of 301 amino acids. Gene Ontology annotation, molecular function: N-acylneuraminate-9-phosphatase activity. Gene Ontology annotation, biological process: dephosphorylation; N-acetylneuraminate biosynthetic process. The record is from RefSeq and is a predicted model, not a curated record. The transcript has 5 exons. NCBI's taxonomy places the organism in Eukaryota, Metazoa, Xenacoelomorpha, Acoela, Convolutidae.
UCGUCUUUGAAUGUCUGGGAACCCUGUAGCUCCUCAUGAUUCUUUCGGAUCCUUUUCUCCUGUGAGUAGUGUUGGAAAUAGUGGCGCUUUAUUGCGUGUGAGUGCAAUAGUGUUUGACCUGGACAACACUCUCAUAGACACUGUGGGUGCUGACAAGUGUGCAUUUGAGAGAGUCCACUCGACACUGCAUUCGAACUACCCUGUCUUCCCCCACCCAUCACACGUCACAGACACAUUCAAAAUGUUGCUUUCGUCUGGUGCUGAACUGAUGAGUGUAGAUUGUGACGACAUUGACAACAGUGCUAGCAGUACAUCCACUUCCUCCUCUGCCAAACAGAAGAGUUGCCACGAGAUGCGCUUCGAGAUGUGGUGUGAGGCAGUGGAGAGGAACAUCCCCCCAGACAGCAAUGCUAAGAAGUCAUUGGACCCCAGUAGGAUAGCAGCACUAUGCAACAGUGUGUGGAGUAAAACGAGGGCGGCUGGGUUCAACAUAGCCCCACAAGAUGCUAUUCUGCUGGAGAGACUGAAACAGAGGGGAUUCAAACUAGCCAUCCUCACUAAUGGGCCAAAGGACGUUCAGCAGAUAAAGGUGAAUUCUGUGCUGGACCACCUCUCCCCUGGCAUCUUCGACUGUGUGGUGAUCAGUGGGGAGUACAGCAUACACAAGCCAGACCCCCGGAUAUUCGAGACAGUCACGCAACAGCUCAACACCACUCCCUCACAAACUGCAAUAGUGGGUGACUCUCCUGACACGGAUAUUUUGGGCGGGAAUUUCGCCGGCUGGAAGACAAUCUGGUUCAACCCAGACAAAAGAGUGUGUGACUCACUAUCAAGGAAGCCACAUGUAGAGAUCCAGUCUCUAAGUGACCUGGCACUGGUCAUAGAUCUAAAUCAUGCACCUCAGAAGGCACUGUGACCAGAGACAUAAAGUCUUUUAUGGACCCGUCAAGUCACUUCUGCAAAUUCAAUGGUGGCGAAAAUUACACUGACGCAUCGGGCGCACCAGUUUGAACCAAAGUUGUUAAGCUAUUAAAUAAGCUGCAUGUUCUUCGAGAAGCGGUUUCCUCUGUCGCGCCCGAUAGUCAUGGGGAAGGUUCGCCGCAAUGGCUUCAAGUUUCAAGGUUGUUUGAGUUUUGGUGCUUGAUUAGAGCGAUAAAAUCAAUUUAUAGUUAUUUGUUAGGUUCUGAUUCUUCUUAUUUGUUUGUUGGUUCCUUCAUCUUUCUGCCACAUUUUUGUUGAAAUUAUAAAUUAUAAUUAAUAGAAGUUUUUAAGUU